This is a messenger RNA of Pundamilia nyererei, 1515 nucleotides long. RefSeq names its product replication factor C (activator 1) 4 (gene rfc4). Gene Ontology annotation, molecular function: ATP hydrolysis activity; ATP binding; DNA binding. The record is from RefSeq and is a predicted model, not a curated record. Bases 187 to 1260 code for a protein of 357 amino acids. The transcript has 11 exons. NCBI's taxonomy places the organism in Eukaryota, Metazoa, Chordata, Actinopteri, Cichliformes, Cichlidae. Gene Ontology annotation, biological process: DNA-templated DNA replication; DNA repair. Gene Ontology annotation, cellular component: nucleus; DNA replication factor C complex.
CAUAUGAUUGGAAGUUACACAAUGACGUCGACGGAAGUGUUUUCGGCCGCUAGCGCGGGAAGACUUACUGACGUUGUUGAAGACACAGAGCUAAACAGACAGGGGUCGAGCCAGCUGCCAGAAUUAUUAUUACUACUACUGGAGUUUUAGAUAUUCAUUCACUCCGCCCUAGAAUAAAGAAGAGUCAUGCAAGCAUUUUUGAAAGGAGCAACAGUUCAGGCAGCCAGGCCUCAGAAAGAUAAGGCAGUUGCUGGACCCAGUGCAGAGAAGAAGGCCAAGGCUGUUCCUUGGGUAGAAAAGUACAGGCCAAAGUGUGUUGAUGAGGUGGCCUUUCAGGAGGAGGUUGUAGCAGUGUUGAAGAAGUCUCUGGAAGGAGCAGAUCUUCCCAACUUGCUCUUCUAUGGCCCUCCUGGAACAGGAAAGACCUCUACCAUCUUAGCUGCUGCCAGAGAACUUUAUGGUCCAGAACUGUACAGGCAGAGGGUGCUGGAGCUCAAUGCCUCAGAUGAAAGAGGCAUCCAGGUCGUCAGAGAUAAAGUCAAAAACUUUGCUCAGCUCACUGUUGCCGGGACACGCCCAGACGGGAAGUCGUGUCCUCCUUUUAAGAUCAUCAUACUGGAUGAGGCCGAUUCCAUGACAGCGCCAGCUCAAGCUGCUCUCAGACGGACCAUGGAGAAGGAGUCUCGCACAACUCGGUUUUGUCUCAUCUGUAACUAUAUAAGCAGGAUUAUUGAGCCUCUGACUUCUCGGUGCUCCAAGUUUCGCUUCAAACCUCUAGCCAAUCAGAUCCAGGAAGAACGCCUACUAGAGAUAUGCGAAAAGGAGAACCUCAAGUACACCAAAGAGAGUAUAGCAGCAUUGGUGCGAGUGUCUGAAGGCGACCUGCGGAAAGCCAUCACAUUUUUGCAAAGUGCUGCACGCCUCAAUGUCGACAAGGAAAUCACUGAUUGUGCUGUUAUUGAAAUAGCAGGGGUUGUACCUGACAAGAUGAUUGACAACCUGCUCCAGAUCUGCUUCAGAGGAACAUUUGAGAAACUGGAGGUAGCAGUCAGGAACAUGGUGGAUGAAGGCUACGCAGCCACACAGAUCUUGACACAGCUUCAUGAGUGUGUCAUAGAGCAGGACCUGAGUGACAAGCAGAAGUCGACUAUCACAGAGAAGAUGGCAGUUGUGUGCAAGUGUCUGUCAGAUGGUGCAGACGAGUACCUGCAGCUGUUGAGUCUGUGUUCAGUCAUCAUGCAGGAGGCUUCCCACAACUAAAUCCCCUUCCAUAAACAGCAUGGUCAUCUGCUCCCAUUGGGACCAAAGGCUUUACAGAGACACUUAACUCAGAUUUAUCUGCAUUUGAUUGUUGUUUGGGAUGCUUAACCGUGGACACCAGGCGACAGUGAUCAUUCAUAAACAACGUCAGAGCACUUCAUUAAAAAAAAGAAAAAAAGGACAUGUUACUACUUAUCCAACAUACUUUUGUACACUUUUUGAAUUCUGGAAAAUAAUAAAUAGUUCUUUCUUGUU